This is a messenger RNA of Pollicipes pollicipes, 755 nucleotides long. Its product is annotated as 40S ribosomal protein S12, mitochondrial-like. The transcript has a single exon. Gene Ontology annotation, molecular function: structural constituent of ribosome. Gene Ontology annotation, biological process: translation. The annotation marks the transcript as partial. The record is from RefSeq and is a predicted model, not a curated record. Gene Ontology annotation, cellular component: ribosome; small ribosomal subunit. Lineage: Eukaryota; Metazoa; Arthropoda; Thecostraca; Pollicipedomorpha; Pollicipedidae.
CGGCCGGCGGCGCGGCUGUCCGCCGUGCUGGGCCGCCUCCUGACGCCGACCCCGGUGCCGACCCCUGCCGACUGCCGUGCCAUCUCGCUGGAGACGCUGCACAAGCGCCUGCAGAACCGCAAGCCGUACGUGAAGAAGCGGCCGCUGGACGGCAACCCGCAGAUGAAGGGCGUCGUACUCAAGACGCUCAUCAAGAAGCCGAAGAAGCCGAACUCGGCCAACCGGCGCUGCUGCCUGGUGCGGCUCAGCAACGGCAAGGAGAUGGUGGCGUACAUCCCCGGGGAGGGCCACAACCUGCAGGAGCACAACAUCGUGCUGGUGCGCGUGGGGCGGCUCCGGGACGUGCCCGGCGUCAAGAUCAAAUGCAUCCGCGGCAAGUAUGACCUCUCGCACGUGGUGAAGAAGACACCGACGUAGUGCCGGUGGCGCGGAGAGGCGAGCAGGCCGGCGCGCGUGCGGGUGUGGGUGGAGUGAUGCCAGACGGGGCGGUGUAGCAGUGGUGUGUGAUUGCGUGCCCGCUGGUUGGGAGCAGGCUUGACCCUGCGUGGAAAUCGUAGAUUAACUCUGUGCUGAGCUGUCGUGAGAUUGCCUCUGGGUUAAGAAAUAUGUGGGAACGUGCGAGCAAAAGGGCUGAUGUUCGACGGUGCAGAUAUGGAGCGGAGUUCCGUGUGUGUGUUAUCCCACAAGUGUGGUAUCUGAGAGCGACGUGUUUUCAUUAAUAAAACGCGUUCUGACGGACGCACAUACCAUGCGAA